AACCCUGCAACUUGUUAUUUUUUCUUAAGUUCUCGUUCUCUUUAAUUCACCAAUUUAUAAUCAAUGAAUAGAUUAAAAUGUUUUAAUCACAAAUAAUAAAAUGGGUUCAAUACCAGGAAUAGCAAUAGUGAGUUGCAGCCAGACAAGGCCAAAAUCGCUGAUUAAAUUGAUAUCAAAGACUCAGGAUAUCCAAGAAAGUAGUGACCAACCCGGUUGUUUACAACACCCCUGGAAUAUUGAUACUAAGUAUUAUACUGCUCAAGUAAACCUUUUAGGAAUAGAAACAACGGAAAUAGAGAAAGAUGAAGACUUCCUUAGUCGCAUUGAGGCUCUAAUCAUCCACAUGGAUUCUAACAGCAAAACUGGCCUGGAUGAUCUAAAAAAGUGGGAGUUCCUUGGAGAUGUAUGGAAUGUAGAUGUUAAGUUACUCUUAGCAAAUUAUUGUACAGAUAAUACGAAUAUAACAAAGAGUCAAGCUUUAGAAUGGUGCUUAAAGAUGGGGUUUGAGUUUAUUGAGUUGUAUCCCACAAUCCAAAAGUCAGACCAUGAGGAUGAUAUAGUUACUGAGAAAUUUGGUGUCGAUAGGGUUAUUGAAGCCUUACACUCUCAUACAUGGUCGAAUUUAUUAAUGAAGGAAAGAAAAAAACCAAAGCCCAUAGUUAGCAACAUUGGAAAAGAUACACAGGAAGAACAUGCUACAAUAUUCUCAAAUGACAACUUAGACGAUUUCACAGAUCUGUUUUCUCAACUUCAGACUAUGAAAGAUAGUUUACAAGGUAUGCCAGUAAAUCAAAGAAAACAAUGUGCUGAGCAAAUGGUCACAGCUUUCUGGAAAGCUAUUGGUGGAGAAGAAGAAGAAAUAUUUGAUCUGUAGAUAGUCUAAAAUUAUUGUUUUUAUGUAAAAAGUUUCCUAUUAGUAUAUUUCGUAAUAAGUAUUAUAAACUUGUAUAAUAUAAUAUAUUAAACUAUGUAUAACCGUUA
Molecule: messenger RNA, 981 nt
Organism: Diabrotica virgifera virgifera (western corn rootworm)
Lineage: Eukaryota; Metazoa; Arthropoda; Insecta; Coleoptera; Chrysomelidae
Product: alpha- and gamma-adaptin-binding protein p34
Exons: 3
Coding region: 101-874 (257 amino acids)
Source: RefSeq, a predicted model, not a curated record